Molecule: messenger RNA, 2550 nt
Organism: Zasmidium cellare ATCC 36951
Lineage: Eukaryota; Fungi; Ascomycota; Dothideomycetes; Mycosphaerellales; Mycosphaerellaceae
Exons: 4
Coding region: 1-2550 (849 amino acids)
Biological process (GO): vacuole fusion, non-autophagic; polyphosphate metabolic process; vacuolar transport
Cellular component (GO): vacuolar transporter chaperone complex; fungal-type vacuole membrane
Source: RefSeq, a predicted model, not a curated record
AUGAAGUACGGCAAAACUCUCCGUCAGCGAUCCGUCCCCGCGUGGAACUGCUACAACAUCGAGUACGACAAGAUCAAAUACUACAUCAAAGAACAGACCACCCCCGGCAAUGGCAAGGCCGUGGCCAUCCCCGGGCGAGGAGAGCUCGACAAGGCAUUGGACUUUGAGGAUAAGCUACAUCAGAUACUAGCAGACAGUUACGCCAACAUCACCCUGUUUGUUAAGAGCAAGUCGGGUGAAAUCCGCUCAAGACUCGCCCAGAAUGAGAAACAACUCGCAAAGCUCGCGACCCGGCCGAAGGCGUUCAAAUCGAAUAGGAUCCCUCUGAGCGAGCUUCAGGCAUAUGCGUGCAUCGAGAAAGAUGUCAUUCGCGCCGGUCAGGAUAUCGAGAGCUUGUCGAGGUUCAUCAGCGCUCAGCGGACCGCCUUUCGCAAGCUUCUGAAGAAGUACAGAAAGUGGACUGGUUCGACCACCCUCGACGAACGAUUCAACAAGGGCGUCUUCAACGAUCCCAAGGGAUUCCAUCGAUUCGAUGCUGGCCCGCUGCUGGGCACUUACUCGACUCUGCUACAUACCAUCAGAGUGCAGUAUGGGAAGCUCAUAGGCGCGCCGUCCAACUCAAGACCAGAUACCCCUCUCGAAACAAUCGCCGAAGGUUCUGCCACGAUCAGGGAGCUGCAAGAUGAGCUGGAUAAAGAGCAGAAGUCGGCUUUUGAUACAAGCAUGAUGACGGUCCCGCUGGGCAAGCGUAGCACUUUGGCCAGCUACUUUGUACACCCGGAGAAUGUCAUGGAGUUGGAGGUCUUCUUGAUGCAGUAUGCGAAGUACCACCUCCACAGAAGCCGAAACAACUCGUUGGCAUCGCAGAUUCACGACCUGAGCAAGUUGACCAGCUUCACCCCUGCCGAGCCAGACGUAUCCGACUUCCACACCAUUGCAGCCGAUGAUGUUGACCGAUACUUGAAUGAGGAAAGGAGUUGGAAGACUGAUGACAUUGAGCGAAGGUCGGGAAGCAUUCCACAGCGGACAACAGCAGCCCUUCGCUGGUCGGGAGAUGAGCUAGCGAUGGCAUCUUUGCGCACAAAGAAUGGCAACGUCAGCCGGGCCUGCGUGAGCCAAAAGAACAUUCUCGACUUCUUCAGCAAGGACGAGCAAUUCCACGCGCCGCUCGAAACUGCACAUGGCGAGGAUGGUGAAAGUAUUGAAAGAGUGCGAAGUGACAUGAUGGUCAAGGAUAAAGUCCGGCCUCUAUAUCACUUUGCGUCUUGUCGCUCGCGAUUCGUGGGUCUUGAAGACGGUGAGGCGGGGCUUUGUCUUGCUACGCUUGAUACUGGCAUCAGGAUUGACAAGGCUGACGCACGGGUUGUGGAUACGAAGAGGGCGGCCAAGUUUCCUUUUGGGGUAUUGACAGUGCGACAAGAGGGCUUUCCAUCGACACAGUUGCUUUCUGUCCUUGAUGAGAGUCAUUUGGUCGAGCGGGUGCCUGGAUUCUCCCUCGAGUACCAUUGCAUCUGGGAGCUGAUGAAGACGGAAAAAGAUAUUCCCGCACCAGCCUGGGAGGCCACACUCGGACGAGACAUUCGCAAGAUCCCAAAAACACCCCCGAUGCCACCACGCUCGAGCUCGAGACAGAUGUCGGGAGAACGAAGUCCACUUACACCCCCGGUCAGGCGUUCGAGUGCGAAAGAUAGGUUAGGAUCGGGUGCAGGGUUCAGGUCUGUUGGAGUUGGUGCGAACGCUGCAACCCAGCCCCAGACUCUACAAACCGUCAUGAGUCCACGAGACAGCAACGAUGGUACAGUCGACAGCGGAACCGCCGUGGAGCAGUCGAGCGCUGAAUCGCACCUCUCCGCCCUCGAGAACCCACCCCUCCGAGCCUUCCGCAAGAAGAAGCGACCCAACUACCCUGAAGCACCCACGCGAUCGCUGAAGCAACCCCAAACAGAACAACAAAGAUAUUGGAACGAAUACGACAAUCCAGAGGAAGGAGGGUCCGAUGAGGGCGGCUACGCCAUCUACGUCGACCCCUACGAAACCUCGCCCCUCGAACGCGCCAUCGAUAACUUCUUCGGCAAGCUGGGGAGUCUCUUCAGGAAGCAGUGGCCUAGUGAGGAGGAACCUCUCCUCCAACAACACGCCGCGCCCUCGGACCCCAUCGACGAGGAAUCUUCCGACGACGAACUCGCCACGGCCACGACGCCCAACUUCGGCACUUUCGCGCAAACCACCACCGCCACCACGCCGCGGGCGCAGAAACACCGCUCCCUCCUCCUCACGCACCUCGCCUCCGCCUCCCUCCUCAUCUCCGCCGUCUUCCUCCUCGUAGGAUACAUCCUCUCCGCGACCGGCAAACACAAACUCGUGACGGAAGUGCGCGUCGGAGUGGUGCUCUGCGUGGUCUGUGGACUUGCGGCGGCGUUGGCCGGGUUUCGGCUCGUGGUGGUGCGGAAGAGGGAGGAGGUUGCUUUGUGGAUGUGGUGGGGGGCUUUUGGGGUUUUGAUGGGCGAGGCGGUUGCUACUGGGGGGUUGUUGGUGGGGGUUUUUGGGUAG